GUUGUUGACCAGAAAAUAUUUGACCAAAAAAAAGAUAAAAAGAAAAAUUCCAUUCCCGCCCAAAAUUCCCACCAUUUCUGAAUCUCUCCAUGGUUUUAAUUUUCCCUCUCUUUCUUCUUCCUGCAAAAUUUCCCUUUCUAGGGUUUCCUUAGCUUCCUACUUCACAAUCCAACCUACCAACAACCAUGCCCGACCUCGGGAAUCUUUCAUUAUCAGCUUCUAUCGCCCUUACCCACUGCCCUCCCGAUCCCAUUUCCUCUCCUUUCUCCAAUUCAGUCAAGGCCACUAUAGGUAUACAGAUUGAAGUUGGAGGUCAGGUCACAGAUGACGCUGCAAUUAAGGCAUUGAAGCGAACCAAUCGGACCAAGAAAGCUUCCACUGCUAAGGCUUUGCACGACCAUGUGAGAGAUUGGGUUAGCCGGAAGAAGGAAUCUGGUGUUCCCGAGUCUCGUUGUUCCCUGCCUUUUCUUGUUGGCGAGAACAAAAUGGUUGAAUGUGUUGUUUGUCAUUUUUUUAUAUACCCUGGAGAGGGGUUAGUGUGCUCAGUUCCUGAUUGUCGUGGUUGUUAUCACAUAAAAUGUGUGAAGAAGAACAAGCGAGGAACAUAUAAUGUGAAAAAGUUCAAGUGCCCACGACAUGUAUGCUUUCUUUGCAAGCUGAAGAAACCAAAUUGGCGUUGUGUUAAAUGCACAAUGGCUUCACACGAUAAGUGUGCAGCAUGGCCAGACGAAGUCAUCUCUUUGAAAGACCAGAAAGGGAAAGCUAUUUGUUGGAGGCACCCUGCAGAUUGGCGGCUCGGUCGGGAGAAUGCAGCUUCAACAAGCGACAUAGAGGAGGUGUUUUGUCGCUUGCCUCUGCCUUACAUUGAUGAGGAGUUCAAAAUUGACUGUACAUGGAAAGACACUGAUUAUAAGAUGGAGCCGCCCCCUUUCAUGCACAUUAGGCGUAACAUUUACCUUGUGAAGAAGAAGCGUGAUGAUGCUGAUGAUGGCACUGGAUGCACAAGUUGCAGCUCUGAAUGCUCUCAGAGUUGUGUUUGCAGAGUUCAAUGCAUAAGUUGCUCAAAGGCUUGUCGCUGCUCGGGAAAUUGCACAAACAGGCCUUUUCGUAAGGAAAAGAAGAUCAAACUUGUUAAGACUGAACAUUGUGGUUGGGGAGUAGAGGCAGCGGAAUCUAUUAACAAAGAUGAAUUUGUUAUUGAAUAUAUUGGUGAAGUUAUUGAUGAUGCUUUGUGUGAACAAAGGCUGUGGAACAUGAAAGACAAAGGCGUGCAUAAUUUCUAUAUGUGUGAAAUUAGAAAAGACUUCACAAUAGAUGCAACUUUUAAAGGGAACUUAUCUAGAUUUCUAAACCACAGUUGUAAUCCCAACUGUAUUCUGGAAAAGUGGCAGGUUGAUGGGGAAACACGCGUGGGUGUAUUUGCUGCUCGAUUGAUAAAAGUUGGAGAGCCAUUGACAUAUGAUUACAGAUUUGUGCAAUUUGGACCUGAGGUGAGGUGCCACUGUGGUGCUACCAAUUGCCAAGGCUAUCUUGGAACCAAAAAGAAAAUAGAUAAGGUUGAAUUAUUAAAAAGACAAGGCAGGCGAGCAAAGAUAUCACCAAACCCCCUUAUCUUCAGGGAUGUCCUCAGUGACUGGGGUUUGAAGCGCAAGAGAUCUUCAAUGCCUUUCAUAGAAGCUACUGUAAGUACUACUGUAUAGUUUGCAUCCACAAUUUAAUUCUUUCGGGGCUUAUCAAUUUUAUAUUAAUCAUUGCGGGAGAAAUGAAAACAAAAGAAAAGAAUUAGGAAUAAAAUGCUGGCUCGGGUAGUUGUCUAUCCCAUUGAGCUUUAGCUUUGUUUGAAGUCUAGUUUUCAUGUAGCAUCAUACCAUAUUGUAAUAAUGCAUUCUCUUCUAUUCCUUUUGAUAGGCCCUUAAAAAUUGUAAUAGAACUAGUAAAUUGACCUGUAUCUUAGUCUCCCAUCUGGCAUGGCCAUUUUCAUGUAUUGAAUACACCAAAAGACAGCACAUGCUAGCAAGUUUUCACAUUGAUUUUCUGCAAUUCAUUUGCAAUUUGUUGUAAUUUUAGAACUACUGUAACCAUAAGGAAUAAUGAUAUACAAGAACUACGCAGUUUAUUGCUUUGGUUA
This is a messenger RNA of Cannabis sativa, 2128 nucleotides long. RefSeq names its product histone-lysine N-methyltransferase ASHR3. The record is from RefSeq and is a predicted model, not a curated record. Gene Ontology annotation, molecular function: histone H3K36 methyltransferase activity; protein binding. Gene Ontology annotation, biological process: regulation of DNA-templated transcription. Gene Ontology annotation, cellular component: nucleus; chromatin. NCBI's taxonomy places the organism in Eukaryota, Viridiplantae, Streptophyta, Magnoliopsida, Rosales, Cannabaceae. The transcript is spliced from 11 exons. The coding region runs from base 186 to 1700 and encodes 504 amino acids.